CAACUUAUAAAUAAUGGAUUAUUUCCAUACACUUAUGACAAACUUUUUUUAAGAUAUAUUUUGCAUUGUGUUUGGAUGUAAUAAAACAAGGAGGAAAUUUCUAAGCGAGGUGGAUGUUCAGAUAAGAAUUUGAUGGGGUGGGAGUUAGGAAGGCAAACAGCUGCUUUCGGGUAACAAAAGGAAGCUUAAAUGCAAUUUUCUGAGGGGGCGGGGUGGAACAUUUAUCCGCCGCUACUGAUCCUAAAAAUGCACAACCCGCACUUUAAAUAAUUUAACCUCACGAAGUAAACAUUUUGACUGUCUAAUUGCAACAUUUAGCAGCGACAAAACCGAAGAGAAAAACUGGCUGAUAACUUUUUCUUCGACGUUGCAAAAAUUUGCAAUUCGGCGAUGGAAACGAUACUAUCGUUUUCAAAUUAUCUAUUUGUUGCAAUACAGAUUUUGUUACAGAUGGCCACACUGUCAAUUCAAAAAUGGUUGAGCUUAAAAGUUUAUUGGUGUUUCAGAUGUUAUACUUGUUGUUGUUAAACUUCAAUCUUUGUUUCCCUAACUUUGCUGUCAUAAAAUACAGCAUACAUGGAACUAAGUCCAACAUGCUGGCCCAUCAAAGACAAAAAGUUUAUAUUUUAUUGCCGAGGCACACCCGAAAGGCCCAUCCAAGGUAGACUUCAAACUCGAGAGCACCAUCAUCACGAUCAUCACCAUCACAACCACAACACAAACAACUCGUUCACAUUUUUCCAUGUUGAGGAUGAUUUGCGAGCCUUUUUCAUUACAAUUGGAAGGAGCCGACUGCACCAUCUGGAUUGGUUCGUUGUAGACAAAUGCGGAAAUUUCAUUCGAAAUGGAAAAUCCAUUUACGAAUACAAAACUGACUUCAGCUGUGUGUACAAGAGGAUCAAAUUUUUAGAGGGACUGCUUGAAGAAUGCUCGGAUGCAAAAAACGCCUCCCAUCCGGAGUUCAUGGUUUUGCAUUUUCCCCGGGCUAAAGCGCCCACGUUCACGGAGUCAGUUGCAGAUAGCAAUAUAUAUUUCAACUGGCUUAUCUGCUUUGCUGGCCUACUUCUUCUGUUCUUUUUGCUUAAAUAAAGAUGCAUAUCCAAAACACAAAGUUUAACAUUUUAUGUAUUUUGCAUUUUUAUUGAGUUUUUAUGUAUAAAACAAUAUCUACUCUUCCUUUUAUUGCGGGUUUCGUAUUCCUUUACUUGGCUUAUUUUUUUAAUUUUGUAUAGCAAUAAUUUUAAAACAAAUUGUUUUCAUACAAACAUUUAAUUGAUGUAAUCGUUCUGUUUAUCAAUUAUUUGCAUGUCUUCCCCGUUUUGUCGUUGGUGUUCACUUUUCGAAAGCAGCGCUGAGCAGUUUUAACGACUUAACUUUUAGCCAUUGGUUUAACGGACAUUUUCUAAACCAAUGUGGUGUUUUUUUGAGUGUGCUUUCAUCAUGUUUUUAGCAGCGCUGCAUGUCAAAAUAAACUCAUAGAUAUUUUUUUGUUUCGUUGCGAAACAUUCCUCACAGUUUUACAAACAAAACGAAAGCGAUACUUUCCACUUGAAUAUUUCAGUUUUAAUGCAAAUUUGAUUGCGUCUGUAGGAAUCGAUUGCAUAUUAAUAGUUUAAAAUUAUCUGGACGCUGUCGUUAAUGUUCUUAUUAUUGGGUGUUCAAAACUUAAAUCGAACUCAAAACGAAGCCGUUGGCCACUUUUUCUCAGCAGCGUUUUGAGCCAAAGUUAUGAACAAUCAUAUAUUUUUCAAUUUUAUCGUUUCUUUUUUUAUUGUUUUAAAGUUGCUUUUAUUUUUUUUUGGAAGUUUUUAGUAUAAGUUGCUGUUGGUUGGAAAAAUAGAAGUAUUGGUGUGUAUGCACUUGACAUUGAUUUUGUGGGACGUAAACAAAGACUGUGGAAAAUGUUACUUCUCUUGCGGCCUUAACAGUAGCUAGAAGUGGUUGUUGAUGGCACAGCGUCAUUUGAUAGAUAGAUUUCUUCAGGUGCAUUUACAUUUACAUUUUAUAUCACAAUUUUUUAAAUAUUAUAGGUGUAUGUAUUUAACAAAAUUGGUUUGCAUGUUAUGCUGUCAUUUACGCCCAGCUUAAAAUGUUGAGCAACUUGCAAUGUCAAGAGUUUGUUAGCUUUGCCCAGUGAAGUUGGCGAUAGUGUUUGUGUAUGUGUGGGUGUUAUAUAGUGUAGAGGAGUUUUCGUGGCCUUAAAAAAAUAUAUCUUUCAACAGUUUUGGAAAGAAAUAAUUAUCCACGGGGAAGACAUUUUGAAGGGGUUUUCAUGUACACACACAAAAGCUUAUGAUGAUUUCAAAUAGCGUUUGUGUGUACAUGUUAAUCUCUUCAAAAUAUUUUCACCAGCUUAAGUUGUGUUUAAGUUUAAAUUUCGGGUCAAACUAAUUGGCGAGCCGCUCGAAAUUUGGACAAUUUAAUUGGUUUUAUAAACUCAACUUAUUUUGGCUGCCCGCAUUCUUUUUUU
Molecule: messenger RNA, 2470 nt
Organism: Drosophila ficusphila
Lineage: Eukaryota; Metazoa; Arthropoda; Insecta; Diptera; Drosophilidae
Exons: 1
Coding region: 577-1089 (170 amino acids)
Source: RefSeq, a predicted model, not a curated record